UUGUGGAUGCAUCAUGAGAGGGUCCUUCACACGGAAACCAGCGCUAAUGACCGAUGUUUGUUUUGCUACAAUUAGCAGUAUGCCUGCUGAACGCAAACGCUCAUUAAACAUGGACGAAAAAGAUGUUUGCACCUUCAGCAACAAGGACAAGGAGAAGGAGCGAGAUGGCGAGAGGAGACCAUCGUCCGCCCGGGACAAAGGGAAAGACGAGGCCAAAAUGAGCGGGAAAAAAGACAGCAGCAAGGAGGAGAAGAGGAAGCGCCUCGAGGAGGAAAAGAAGAAGAGGGAAGAAAAGGAUCGUAAAAAGAAAGAGGAGGAAAAAGUGAAAGCGGAGGAGGAGCAGAAGAAGAAAGAGGAAGAGGAGAAAAAGCUGCAGGAGGAGCAGGAGAAGCAACUUCAGGAGGAGGAAGCCAGGAAACAGCGAGAGGAGGAGGCAGCUCUCCUGAAGGAGAAGGAGGAGAGCCAUCAGCUGCACCAGGAGGCCUGGGAGCGCCAUCACUGCAGGAAGGAACUCCGCGUGAAGAACCAAAACGCCCAGGAGGGUCGCCCCGAGGAGGCUUUCUUCAGCCGCCUGGACUCCAGCCUGAAGAAGAACACGGCCUUCGUGAAGAAGCUGCGAACGCUCACCGAACAGCAGCGCGACUCGCUCUCCAACGACUUCGGCUCCCUGAACCUCAGCAAGUACAUCGGCGAGGCGGUGAGCUCCGUGGUGGAGGCCAAGCUGAAGAUCUCCGACGUGGGCUGCUCCGUCCACCUCUGCUCACUCUUCCACCAGCGCUACACCGAGUUCGCUCCGCUGCUCUUACAGGCGUGGAAGAAGCACUUUGAGGCCAGGAAGGAGGAGAAGGCGCCCAACGUGAGCAAGCUGCGAACAGACCUGCGCUUCAUCGCCGAGCUCACCAUCGUCGGGCUGUUCACGGACAAGGAGGGGCUCUCUCUGAUCUACGAGCAGCUGAAGAGCAUCAUCGGGACGGAUCGCGACACGCACACUCAUGUGUCGGUGGUCAUCAGCUUCUGUAAGCACUGCGGGGACGAUAUCGCCGGGCUGCUGCCCCGAAAAGUGAAAGCGGCCACUGACAAGUUCGCUCUGAGCUUCCCUCCGAGCGAGAUCAUCGGCACGGAGAAGCAGCAGACCUUCCAGAACCUGCUGAGGGAAUACUUCACCUCGCUCACCAAACACCUGAAGAAGGACCACCGCGAGCUGCAGAACACCGAGAGGCAGAACAGGCGUAUCCUACACUCCAAAGGGGAGCUGAGUGAGGACCGACACAAACAAUACGAAGAGUUUGCGACUUCCUACCAGAAGCUGCUGGCCAACACUCAGUCUCUGGCCGACCUGCUGGACGAAAACAUGCCCGACCUUCCUCAGGACAAGACGGUGCAGGAGGGUGUGUGGCCUUUCUUUACCACAGUUCAUCUGAGUUCACACAAA
Messenger RNA from Notothenia coriiceps (black rockcod), 1432 nucleotides. Its product is annotated as regulator of nonsense transcripts 2-like. The record is from RefSeq and is a predicted model, not a curated record. NCBI's taxonomy places the organism in Eukaryota, Metazoa, Chordata, Actinopteri, Perciformes, Nototheniidae. Gene Ontology annotation, cellular component: cytoplasm; exon-exon junction complex. Gene Ontology annotation, biological process: nuclear-transcribed mRNA catabolic process, nonsense-mediated decay. The annotation marks the transcript as partial. The transcript has 4 exons. Gene Ontology annotation, molecular function: protein binding; RNA binding.